AUGGACAUGAAAAUUUGUGAACAGACUGUAUGUAUGCAUUCGUUACGUUGCUUUUCAGAGAAACCAUCGGUGACAGUGAAUUGUUCUAACCUCAUCACGGUACAUCAAGGUGAUAGCAUCACGUGCGUAUGUAGAGGUGAAGGAGGAAUCCCAGCUGCCAGUGUAACGUGGUAUAAAAACCAAACACAGGUUGGUGAAACGGGAACAGAACAAGAAACACUAGUUCUCGCCAAUCUUGAUGUAUCUGACAGCGGAUCGUAUAAGUGUGUAGCACAAAGUGACCAAUUAAGAGAUGAAAAAUCAAUCGAAGUUGUUGUUUAUGGUGAAAUUGCGUCAGUCAGGUUGAAAGGACCAUUAAGUGAAAGUGGAAUCGGCCGUGUUGAAAUAUUGCACAAUGGAGAAUGGGGGACAAUCUGUGAUGAUGGCUGGGAUUUAAAUGAUGCCAAGGUUGUAUGUCGUCAACUUGGUUACCUAGAUGCUGUUAGAUCUCUUCGUGGGUACAUGGCUCCUUCUGGUGAUGGCCAGAUAUGGCUGGAUGAAGUGGGUUGUACCGGAAGAGAAUCAAGUUUGACCAACUGUUCGUAUACCGGAUGGGGAAAGAGUAUUGACUGUCAGCAUUCUGACGAUGCCGGAGUAGAAUGUACCAAUGAAGUGAAUACUCCACCGGUGAGGCUAAAAGGACCAUUGAGUGAGGAUGGUACAGGUCGUGUUGAAGUGUUUUUUAAUGGCGAAUGGGGGACAAUUUGCGAUGAUACAUGGAACACAAAAAAUGCCAGGGUUGUAUGUCGUCAACUGGGUUACCCAGACGCCGCCAGAACUCUAGCAAGAAGCCAGGUAUCACCUGGUUCCGGACCGAUAUGGUUAGAUAACGUCGUGUGUACAGGAAGAGAAAAAAGUUUGGACAACUGUCAACGUGGAGCUAUUACUGUACCAAUCAGGUUACGGGGACCAUCGAGCAAAAAUGGUAUUGGUCGAGUGGAAUUACUCAACAAUGGAACCUGGGGAACAAUUUGUGAUAAUGGAUGGGAUUUGCGAGACGCUAGGGUCGUAUGUCGUCAACUUGGCUAUAUGGAUGCUGUUAGAGUUCUGCCACAAGGCGAGGUUCAUUUCGAUAAUAGACACAUAUGGCUAGAGGAUGUCGAUUGUACAGGAAUAGAACGUAGUUUGGCAAAUUGUUCUUAUGUCGGGUGGGGAAAUAGCCGUUGCCAAGAUUAUGAAGAUGCUGGGGUUGAAUGUACGAGAAGAGCGAUAACCGCCUCGUUAAGGUUAAAAGGGCCAUUCAGUGAGAACGGUACUGGUCGUGUUGAAGUGUACUACAAUGGAACCUGGGGAACAAUCUGUGAUGAUGAAUGGGAUACAAAAGAUGCUAGGGUUGUAUGUCAUCAACUUGGUUAUGAAGAUGCUAUUCGUGCUCUUCAUGAGAACCAGGUUCCAUCUGGUUCUGGAAAGAUGUGGCUAGAUGAAGUAGAUUGUACUGGAAAAGAGCAAAACAUUGCAGAUUGCUCUCACAUCGGAUGGGGCAGCACGGAUUGCGGGUCUCACGAAAAUGCAGGAGUUGAAUGCUCUUCAACAGCAAUAACCGUGUCUCUCAGAAUACAAGGGCCGUCAAGUGCCAACGGUACUGGGCGUAUUGAAGUGCUCUACAAUGGACAAUGGGGAACAAUCUGUGAUGAUGGAUGGGAUAUAAAGGAUGCUCGGGUUGUGUGUCGUCAACUUGGUUAUCCUGAUGCUUUUAAGUCCUUACAAGGAAAUGAAGUUAUUUCUGGCUCGGGACCAAUAUGGCUCACUGAGGUUGAUUGUACGGGAGGAGAGGAAAAUUUAACUCAAUGUUCAAAUGCUGGGUGGGGAAAUAGUAAUUGCGCACAUUCCGAAGACGCCGGAGUUCAAUGUGCUACAACAGAGGUGAAGGAGGGAUUCCUUCUGCCAGUGUGA
Molecule: messenger RNA, 1932 nt
Organism: Dendronephthya gigantea
Lineage: Eukaryota; Metazoa; Cnidaria; Anthozoa; Malacalcyonacea; Nephtheidae
Product: deleted in malignant brain tumors 1 protein-like
Exons: 7
Coding region: 1-1932 (643 amino acids)
Cellular component (GO): membrane
Source: RefSeq, a predicted model, not a curated record